This is a messenger RNA of Pygocentrus nattereri (red-bellied piranha), 3473 nucleotides long. RefSeq lists its product as uncharacterized. Gene Ontology annotation, biological process: homophilic cell-cell adhesion; heterophilic cell-cell adhesion. Gene Ontology annotation, cellular component: adherens junction. NCBI's taxonomy places the organism in Eukaryota, Metazoa, Chordata, Actinopteri, Characiformes, Serrasalmidae. The record is from RefSeq and is a predicted model, not a curated record. The transcript is spliced from 14 exons. The coding region runs from base 97 to 2850 and encodes 917 amino acids.
AUACUUCUUACCAGCUGACUCUGACCACUUUUUCUACACUCCCUAACCUGUUCAAGCACAGCAGCAUCCCAUCUGUCCUUGUUACAUGACUUCAGCAUGGCUUGUUUGAUAUUUGUCCUGUUAGUUGUUUUCUUAAACCUCUAUCAGAGCAUGGAAAGUCAAGAUUUGGACCGGAGAAACAUUGUGCAUGAGCAGAAUGUGACAGGUGUGCUGGGGGAGGAGGUGUACUUGCACUGUCUUUACAAAGGCCCAAAUGACAUCAUCUAUUCCUCCUGGAACCGCCCUGAGACUACGAGUGUAAAGAAAAUUGCUGGCUACAAAUAUGAUGGCAAUCCAUUCAACAAAGACGGCUUCUCCACUCCAGCAUCGAAGACCAACCUCACUGUGAAGGUGGGCAUAAACAGCCUAGACAUGGAGGGAUGCUACAUGUGUUCCUUCAGUUCUGAUGAGGAAGAAAUAAAGGAGACCACGUUCCUCACUGUCAUUGCCCGGCCUGAAAUAAACACCCGUGUGGAGGAAGACGUUCUGAAUGGAACUCACUACCAAACUGUCACCUGCUCAGCCUUCAAAGCCAAGCCCAUGGCACACAUCCACUGGGAGAUCCGUGGUGCUCCUCUGAAUGAGGAUAUUUUCUCCAUGAACACCACAAACUCUAAAUAUCCAGACGGCACAUCUAAUAUUAUUAGUGUUCUGAGGUUCCCCAUCAUCCUGAACAAUGAGAGUGGGGUCUCCUGUGUCGUCCACCAUCCAGCUUUGACUGAACCCAACAUGACUGAUAUAAAUUUACAAAGGUUUGCUUCUCCCAAUGUAUCCAUGGAAAUGGUGCUGAAACAAAAGGAAGGGAAAGACUUUCUGCAGGUCAUCUGCACAGCGACAGGAGGGAGACCUCCUCCAGACAUCAGAUGGGUCCUGCCCUCAUCUGCACACAUGCUACUCUCUCAGAAACACGAGCUGGGAAUUGAAUCAAUAGCGAGUUCUCACUGGUUUCCAUCAGAUCUUUACGAGGGUGAAAAUGUCACCUGCAUUUUUGGGUACCCACUUCUUCCUGCCUUGCACACAAGAUCAGUGACUCUGCCCACAUAUCGUAUCACCUCUCUUAAGCUGAGAACCCCCAGUUCUGAGAAGGACUUGGUGGUAGUAGAAGAGGAGAGCAGAGAUGUCACAAUCAGCAUGGAAGUAGUGGGGAAUGUGCCAAACUACACAAUCAACUGUACCAAGGACGGAGAACCUAUGCCUAAAGUUGUGGAAGUGAUUGGCAGUGACAUCUUAAUUAAAGGCCCUGUUGGCUUUAACCUUUCUGGGCACUACCUGUGCCAAGCAUCCUACCACAAGCAAACCGCCAACUUGGAGCUCAACAUUGAAGUAAAGCCAAGAAUAUUAUUACCAGCAACCUUUCCACCAAACAUAAGUUUUCAUCUCUGGAAAGAAGCUGGCAACAUCUAUAUUGAGUGCGUGGCGUCCGAGUCCUCUCCCUCUGCAAAUGUGUCAUGGGUUCUUCCACAAGACCUUAAUGGGACAAUCCAGUCUAACAUUACUUCCUCCAAUGGAUCGCAUACUGUCCGAAGCAUCUUAACCCUGCCUGUCUGUGUGUCCCAAGAGCUCAAUGUCGAAUGUGUGGUCGAGCAUUUAGACUUAGAUGGCCAGGAGAAGCGAUCAGUUGUUCUCCCUACCUGUGCCGGCACCAACAUUACCCUGCAGUCUCACACUGUGUGGGAGAAUGGUGUUGCAUAUGCAGAGGUGAACUGCAGUGCAGACAAUGCACCUCCUGCUGCCUCCAUUGCCUGGGAUACAGAGGACUGCGCAAGUGGCAUCAGCGCCUCUGAGCUCGGUAGUUUUGUGAGACAGCCUGGAAGUCUGCAGGAAGAUGCCGGGGGAGUUUGGAGCACUGCACGUCUUUCUGUUCAGGCCUAUGCUGGAUGCACAGUGACCUGUGUACUGAAGCACCAGGACCUAGGGAGACCAGAGCAAAAGAGCUUUCCUAUCCCUUUAAUAGGUCGCCCUGCAAUUCAAUUGAAUGUUGGUGCAUUGAGAGACUCUGCACUCUGGGCUGCUGUGUGUGAGUACAGAGGCGAUGCGGUUGUACCCAACAUCUCCUGGGUCAUUUCCAACCACAACAACACCAUAAUAUCUGCAAACUUUCAACCUACAUAUGAGGGCAUUAAAGUCUUAGUCAAUACCACGUUUGAAUUUCAACUGCACCAGUAUGAGGGGAAGAACUUGACAUGUGUGAUCCAGCACAACUACGGGGAGGAAGAAAGAAGAACCGUACCUGUCCCAAAAUACAUUCUCUCAUCCAUCGUGGUUUUAAACAAAACCAGUCUACUGCAUGGGAACCACGGGCAGCUCACUGCAGUGAACAGAAUAGCACUGCAGGAAGCUCUUCCUCAUCAGAGGAUCGUUUUCAAAGUCAUUGGAAACACGCCGCGGUCUCUUUUUAAAUGUUUCAGAGCUGAUGGAUCAGCUGCACACACUGUUGAUUUGGCCCUGGUUUUUGCGGAGUUGGUGUCAGAGCAGGACACUGGUUUGUACACAUGCCACGCUUCAUGGUACCAUCUCAAGGCCACGGUCUUCAUUCAGGUGGACGUAACCAGCCAGGAAACUCAUACGAUGACAUUUAUCCUCAUCUGUUUCUCCUCUGCUUCUGCGAUCACCCUCUUCUUGUUCGUCACGAUGUGCGUGCUCUGCAAACGAAGUGGAGAGAGUCGCUCAUCAAACGAGGUCAGGAAGCAGCGAGAGUCCCUGGCUGGCCUCAUGCAAACCCCUUGCUCCCCAGAGCUCAAUGGAAAAGGCCCAGAGUAUGCAGAGCUGGUGCGCUACUCCAUAGUGAUUGAUGUGAAAAGCCCUGUUUGAGCCCACGGCUUCAAGAUUUCAGGAGGACAUGUCCUGUGUGAUGGUUUGAGGGGAAUUUGAGUAGCUGCAGGCCACUUUCAGGAUGCUAUAUAGGAAUGUGAGUCAGUUUGAAAAUAAAUGCAGUUUUUGUUUGAAAUUCACUGUGAGUUUAAAAAAUCAUUCUGUAAGUACUGACUGUUAUUACUGAUAAUUAUAAGUGGCUAAUUACAAGGAGGUGCUGCUGGGAGGAAAAGACCCUGAAUAUAUCCAGCGCUGUGCUACUCCAUAAUCAUCAAUGUGGCAAGCACUGUAUGAGAGCAGGACUCCAAGAUCCAUUGUCAAUAAGUGGCUCAUCAUGUUUGAAUGGGAUUUAAGUAGCAGUACGCCACUAUUGACUUGCCAUGUAGGAAUGUGAAAGCAUUACAAAUAUCCUCAACUUGAAAUUUUUUUGUUAGAAUUUCUGUUUGUUUUUAGAUACUUUCAUAUUCUUCUUAACGUUUUGAUGAACCUGCACAAAAAUGUAUUUGCUGUUAAAAGUAUUGGUCACUGGACAACUUAGGUUUUAUAGAUCUUGUGUCUUACACUUUUUUCUGUACUGUAUUAUGUGUAAAUGCAUUAACUCAUUAAAAGGCAUUAAAGAUUUC